CAGCCAGUGGUGUCCAGAAAGAAGAAAGUGGUGAGUUGCGAUAUCUGCAAAUCCACUGCUCAUACUUGAAUUGCUUUUAUCGAAUAUCGUUCGAGGGCUUCUUCUCGACUGUAUUGCAGUACAACACUGAGCGUCUACUUUCCCACUACAUGACUGUAACGUUAGAAGGAUUAUUGUAUCGAAACUCGUCAUCAAGACAUUGAAACACUUCGAUGAGGGCUACUAAAAGUAUUUUCCUGGGCUGGUCCUAUUCGAGGGACACGUAUCGAAAUAACGCCAGUGGCCGGUGCUAGUUUGGCGGCCUAAUGAGCAAGACGGCACUUGCCGAAUCGAGCGUGAUCUUUCGCUAGCAUCACAAAUACCACGAUCGGAGGCUUCGGUAAUCAGUGUGUAAAAUGACCGUCUUGGUAGCGAGAAGUCGUUAUUGAGGGGCAGCAACGCUUCUUGGUUGUACCAUUCUCCAAGUGGAAACCAGCCGCGUAGUAGACUUCUACUGGGAUUUGGUAGCGACUGUCCGAAACUCAGAGGCGACCAUGCCAUUGCUUGCCGGUCAUGCAUGCACCAUGUAGUGAUGAUAGUCUAAUGAAAGCAGGCGAUAUGUCCGUUCAAGUGAAACAAACUACUGCAGGGGGUGCCAGUGGUCGAGGGACAGCAAGUCCUACAGCCAGUGCCUUGCAUUCACCUGAUUACGGUUAUGCUGAUCAAGCUGUACCUAAUGCUAGCACAGUACAGCAGACUUGCCCGCAGCACAAUCAACCAUCAGGUGACUACCUCUCCACAUGGAAUGGUGCUAAGGCAGCAACAUGUCCAGAGGUAACUCAGCACAUGCCUGAUCAGCAGCAGCAGCAGCAGCAGUAUGCUUACGAGAAGAGUGCAAGAUCAUCUUCCCGGAUCCCGGCACAUCGCAAUGGAUCAGCUAGUAGCCAUGGUGCCAAACCCCACACUCACACCUCCAAGUCCAGUGGUCGUCUUCGUUCCCAUCACCACCGACAGGCAAGGCAGGCAGACGCAGUUAUACAUGCACACCAAGUGAACCGAAUGACCAGGCCAGGCAGUCAGAUUGAGCGCUGCCCAUUCUGCAGACAUGUGUUCGUCAAUAGCCUGGAGUUGGCCAAGCACUUCACCAACCGUUGUCCGAGGUCCUUACAAGUGUUCCUGUAUAGUGCGCCACAGCUUCUUCAAUACUACAAACAGAAGUCUCAGGAGAAUAGCGCCUUGACCAAUCAUCACCAGCGAAUACAAACUCACAAAUACGUACCGGUGAGUGAAAACCGGAACUUUAACCCCAUCCCAACGAUGGGUAGCCGCGCAGUAUGUUCCAAGAGAUGCGUACAAGAUGGCUCUAGCUCCAGCCAGCCGGUGUGCAACUGCCCUUGUGCUAGAAGCAACUCGGUCACCUCAUUUUGUCCAUACACACCAGCUCAUGUUCACAGACGUAGUGUGUUGCCGAAGUCCAAAAACAAGGAAUCCACUGCCAAGAAUCCCAGUCCCGUUGACCAUGCUAUACGAGAUGCUCUGCUCGGGAGAACAGGAAGUUCCAUGCCCAACAGAGCUGCAAGGGCCAUGCCAAUUUCCUACCAUGCCGAUCCCGAGCAGAAAUGCCAAUCUGUGCCCCCUGGAUCACUUCAAGGAGUGACGUGGCAAGGUUCAAGGUCUACUCUGCUGCAACCACCACACUUGCACCCAGCCAUCAAUCAUCCAGCCAUUCUAAAGCAAGUCAAAUUACAGCCAAAGCGCCCACCAAACCAUGCUGGUGAAGACAUGCCUGUUGUUCAUCCUUCACAAGUACUAUCCAGUGCGGAGACUCUGGACAAGCAUGCUCAGGACUAUUAUGAAAUUGAAGACAGUGAGGUGAGCCACCCAAGCAUGAAGAUGCAAGGCAUCACACCGGUGACAGAGUCCUCGUCUUCAGCCUGCAAGUCCAGAACACAAACCAACUCACACAGAGAAGAUGAUGAUUGCAUGGACAUGCCGACACUGGUACCGUUGUGAGGAGGAACAAGAAUAUAAUCAUGUUCCUAGCUUGUAUUGUGAAGGUGCAUGCCAUGGAGUGUAUACAGACAUGAUGCACUCCGACAUCUUCGGACAAUGCUGUUUCGACGUUUGUGGACUCACUGGUGGAACAGGCAGAAAAAACCCUGAUGUAUGUAACUUAGUGCUUUUAACAUUGAUAAGGAACCAUGUACUCACACUAAACCAUUGGGUGGCAUAACAUAUAUCAGUGUGCCGAGUCGGAUACACCUGGUAGAUCUCGUAUAACUGCCAGAGUUUGUACCUUGGCAACUUGGCUGCAUUCCACUUUACUAACAACUAAUCAAAUGCAUAUUGAUCCCAAUGGAUUCUAUCUAUUUUCUCAAAGAGAAGACUGCUCUGAUCCUGUCAUUUGGAUCCUUUGCUCUGAUCCUGUAAUCUGGAUCCUUUGCUCUGAUCCUGUAACCUGGAUUCUUCAAGUUCAUGACAUUUUGCUAGUGUACCUCAAGCCGCUACACAAACACAACCACUGUUCUCCUAACACUUACUCGCAGAACAAACAUCAUUUUUUUCAUAAUUGCUUUUUCUGUUGGCUGCACGACCAUGAUAGCAGGACAUGGACUUACCUUGUAUGGUGUAGUGCUAGCAUGGGAGUGGAAAUUACAUUUUUGGCGUGCAGCUUUUUUUCAAAGGUUUCUCUGUAUAAUUAUGUCAAUGAAAAAGUGCUUUCUUAUCCUCACUAGAUCGUAUGCCAUGUACAGUGUAUCCCAAGAAUGCACUACUUGAAGUAGUAAUGACUAUGUGCACUCUGGGAAUUAUGAUUUGGCUUCGCAACACACUGUACAUGUUUGAACUUUUAGACAUUCUUUUGUGCACCGUUACACUUGUUGUGCACUAGCUAAAACCUAUCUGUUUCACAAAUAUUUCAAUGGCUUUGUAACUCUUCCAUUUCUUUCAUAGUGAGGUGAUUUCGAAUGUACAAUGACGGUGGUCACUUUUCAUUGCCGCAUAAAAGCAUAUGCCGCCACUGCUGGAUGUUUUCAACGAAUGAAAUUCCGCUAUUCA
Molecule: messenger RNA, 3036 nt
Organism: Sycon ciliatum
Lineage: Eukaryota; Metazoa; Porifera; Calcarea; Leucosolenida; Sycettidae
Exons: 3
Coding region: 553-1992 (479 amino acids)
Source: RefSeq, a predicted model, not a curated record